AUGCAAAAUUUGUCUAUAGUGCUCCUAUGCCUUUAUUGCGCUCUGCGAGCCGCCCUCGCUGAAGAAACCAGCACCGCAUACAGAACGUUCACAGUACUAGAAACGAAAACGACGACCUCAGUAGUCUCAAUUGAGUCUCCAGAUGUGGUUGUAAUUUACACUACAAUUUUCCAGACCAAAACAACUCCGUACAGAGAAUCACCAACGGAAGUGCCUAAGCAAUUGAAUGCAACGUUUGCAACACAAAUUUUAGACGCACACAAUGAACUACGAGCCCGCCACUCCGCUCCCAACCUUGUGUGGAGCGACAAGCUUUACCGAAAGGCCCAGAAUUACGUAGCUAAACUAAAAACGUGUAAUGGAACACUCGUACAUUCCAAUCUACCGUAUGGCGAGAACCUCGCUCUCGGCUACAACACCACUGCGGCAGUCAACGCAUGGUAUGAUGAAUACAAAGAAUACGAUUACAACAACCCUGGAUUUUCUAAAUCAACCGGCCAUUUCACCCAGCUAAUAUGGGCAAAUACAACAACUUUAGGCUGUGCAUAUAUUUUGUGUGGGCCGUACUACGGUCAAUACACUAUUUGUGAAUAUGACCCUCCUGGAAAUAUCCAAGGCGAGUUUAGAGAUAAUGUUAAAAAUUGUAAUGAAGUAGUUAAGAUUAAUUGA
This is a messenger RNA of Eremothecium sinecaudum, 669 nucleotides long. It is a transcript of the gene PRY1, whose product is annotated as sterol-binding protein. Bases 1 to 669 code for a protein of 222 amino acids. Gene Ontology annotation, cellular component: extracellular region. The transcript has a single exon. Lineage: Eukaryota; Fungi; Ascomycota; Saccharomycetes; Saccharomycetales; Saccharomycetaceae. The record is from RefSeq and is a predicted model, not a curated record.